AAGAGACAAGUUGAUUAUGAGCUUAGCGAAGAGUUGAAACCCUACCUUAAGAAAGAAAGAUUCAACAAAAUAUCUGAACUCACCAUUGAUAAAGAAAAGGAACUUGUUAGACUAUAUAACCUAGAGCCUAAGUUGCUUAAGAAGAUCAACUAUAGAAGUAACAAGAAUUACCUUUUUCUACUACAAAUAUUAUACGAGCUUUUGAAAAUUAAUGAUAAGGAUCUUUCCGAUGAGGUCCUAUUUAGCAUGGGAAGAAUAUUUAGUACCACCGAAAACCCGAUCCAUGACCAUAUCGUUGCUAGUAGAUACUUUAAAGAACUGGUCGAUGAUAAAAGUUCCAAACUGCGAUUGCAAGCAGCAGAAGCAUAUGCUAACAUUAUACGUGUUAAAGCCAUGGGUAGACUGGGUGGAUCCAACGAAGCACUUCUGUAUCUAGAAAUCGCAAUCGAUCUUAAAAGGGCAGACAUUUAUUUUGCUAUCUACUCAGUAUAUGCUGAAUUGGGUAGGAAGAAUAAUACUAGUAAAUAUCUUAAACUGGCUGCCAAUAUGAAUUAUAAUUUAGCAAUCAAAAAAU
Racocetra persica is the source of this 574-nucleotide messenger RNA. The record is from the annotation of a GenBank genome assembly. NCBI's taxonomy places the organism in Eukaryota, Fungi, Glomeromycota, Glomeromycetes, Diversisporales, Gigasporaceae.